AUGGGCACAAGAGCAGCCCUGAACAACCCGGGUGAGAACGUUGCAACAAAAUUGGUCGCCUGGGCUAACCACCCACUGCUUGUGACCCACUGUGCCCCCCACCGUUUGCAGUUGUGUGUCAUCUCAGCCUGGGGAGAUGACUACCUGAAGAAUCUGGAGAAGCAAUUGAAGGCCCUGUACAAAAACUUUUGGCUGUUUCAGGGACUAGCCACAUGGGAGGCCAGGAUCACCCUCUCGGGCAUUGCAGAUAUUCUGGAAAUCUGCAUGUCCUACAAGAACCGUCUGGAACGGGUGACUUCCUUCACUGCUGUUGAAGACUUGGCGAAAUCCUUACAACACGAACUAGACAGAUUCUGCCGUCAUAGUUCUGUUGUGUCCUCUGCCUUGGCCGGUGAUCGGGACUUGCCCGGGGGAGGCACCCACAUUGAAUAUAUUUGUGAAAAGUACCACCGAGAAAAGGGUCAAAAGUUGCACCUUCUCUACACAGCCCGCGAUCACCUGGUGAAUGAGUGGGUUCCAGUGAAAGAUUUUGACGGGCGAGAUGCCGUGAAACUCACCUUUCGGCGGCUCACAGACUUUGCGCAGACUUGUGCAGAAAAAGUCCUUGACAGAUUCUCUGCCAAGGCGUUCUGGGCCCAUGCUCACAUCUUUCGGCCUGACUACAACUUUGACAAAGAAACAUUUCAGACUGCCAUCUGGGAAAUGGGCAACCAUUUGAACAUGGAGACAGAGCCUUUGAUCCGGCAGAUGAGAUCCGCCUUUGCUGUCCGGGACAUGCUGUGUGAACGAUCAAAUUUUCCAUCUGCAGAGCUCCUCUGGAGCAAGACGCUGCAGGAGGUGAAUGAGAGAGGUGACCUUCCUCUAGCCGCCACGUGUGAGCGUGGCUUUGCAACCAUUACUCGCUUGCGAGACCGCUCGGGGGAAUGCAGCGCAUCCGUCUUUGAGCAAUAUCUUCAGGAAGAAGAAACCGGAACAAAAGGGUACCGCAGAAAAGGCAAGCUUCUCAUACCACGCAAAAGAAAGCAACGCAGUGACAGUGGCCAGAAGCGCAAAAACUACAAGAAAACGAAGACCCAUGCAGGUUUACGGGCUUUGCCGACGGCCCGGCAUUUGACUCGCGAUGGUGAUGCGGAAGUCCACAUGGGCGAAGCUCCGGACGAGGUGGAUGAACACGACAUUUGGAACCAGAUGUCGCCAAGAAAGAAGUGA
Messenger RNA from Cladocopium goreaui, 1209 nucleotides. The record is from the annotation of a GenBank genome assembly. NCBI's taxonomy places the organism in Eukaryota, Dinophyceae, Suessiales, Symbiodiniaceae.